Messenger RNA from Somion occarium, 3893 nucleotides. The record is from the annotation of a GenBank genome assembly. NCBI's taxonomy places the organism in Eukaryota, Fungi, Basidiomycota, Agaricomycetes, Polyporales, Cerrenaceae.
ACUCAAGGAAGACCAAGCACUCGUACCCACAGUACCAGUACUACCUCCAUCAGUUCAUUGCGAUCACUCUCAUCUCAGGACCGCUGGCUGGAGCUCCAAAAGUUGCCUUGGACUUGAGUUUUGAUCCUUAGCACUUUAUAGCUCGAGAGACACCGCCGCCUAGGAAACCCAACUACUUAAUGGCGGUGGACCACGAGCCUACAGAGGAGGAUUGGCAAAAUGCUCAGCAACCUCACUGGAAAGGUCUAGGUCUCACAGACCCAAUCAAGACAAUAGAGGACAAAUGGUUGUUACUUCCGGCCUUUCUUAAAGUGAAGGGUUUGGUGAAGCAACAUAUCGAUUCGUUCAACUACUUUGUCGACGUGGACAUUAGGAACAUUCUCAAAGCAAAUAGCAAGGUUACCUCCGACGUCGAUCCACGCUUCUGGCUGAAAUAUAUGGAUAUUACUGUUGGCUUCCCAGACAGGACUGACGCAGAUGCCAUUGACAAGAGUGUCACACCACACGAGUGUCGGCUCAGAGACAUCACUUAUAGUGCGCCGAUUCUUGUUACCAUUCAGUACACUCGAGGCAAGAACAUCAUUAAACGACCGAAUGUUCUCAUCGGCCGUCUACCUAUUAUGCUGCGAAGCAACAAGUGCGUCCUGACCGGAAGAACCGAAGCACAGCUAGCCCGCAUGACUGAGUGUCCACUCGAUCCCGGCGGAUAUUUCAUUGUGAAAGGAACCGAGAAAGUCAUUCUCGUUCAAGAACAGCUGAGCAAGAAUCGUAUUAUUGUCGAAGUAGACCCAGUAAAAGGUGUUGUACAGGCGUCGUGUACUUCAUCAACGCAUGGUGGUCUGAAAUCGAAGACAUACGUCGCUACAAAGAAGGGGAAGAUUUACCUACGACACAACUCCAUCCACGAAGACGUCCCGAUCGCCAUUGCACUGAAAGCACUUGGAAUCCAGUCUGACAAAGAGAUUCUGCUCAUCACAGCCGGCAAUACCGAAGCAUACAAGAACGCCUUCUCACCAAACUUGGAAGAUGCUGCUAAACUCGGUAUCUUCACUCAGCAUCAGGCAUUAGAGUGGAUCGGUUCUCGCGUCAAGGUUAACCGCAGGGUUGUUGGGCCACGACGACCUUCUUGGGAAGAAGCUUUGGAGGCACUCGCGACCAUCGUUCUUGCACACGUGCCCGUCAAUGGCCUCGACUUCAGGGCGAAAGCCAUCUUCGUUGCGACUAUGACACGUCGCGUUUUGAUGGCUAUGGAAGAUGAGAGCAUGGUCGAUGACCGCGAUUACGUCGGUAAUAAGCGUCUGGAGCUUGCUGGUCAACUGCUAGCCCUACUCUUCGAAGAUCUCUUCAAGACAUUCAACACAAACCUUAAAUCGGCGAUUGACAAAGUACUCAAGAAACCUUCCCGGACGAGCGAAUUUGAUGCCUUUAACACCAUGCAAUUUCAGGGCGAUCACAUUACUGCUGGUUUCGUGCGAGCGAUAUCCACUGGUAAUUGGUCCCUCAAGCGUUUCAAGAUGGACAGAGCAGGUGUUACUCACGUUCUCAGUAGACUCUCCUUCAUCUCUGCCUUAGGUAUGAUGACCCGUAUCUCGUCACAAUUCGAGAAGACAAGGAAAGUCAGCGGACCUCGUGCGCUACAGCCCAGUCAAUGGGGUAUGCUUUGUCCGAGCGAUACGCCUGAAGGAGAGGCUUGCGGAUUAGUGAAGAACCUGGCUCUCAUGACGCAUAUCACCACUGACGUGGAGGAGGAGCCUAUCAUCAGGAUCGCUUUUAUGCUUGGCGUCGAAGACAUAAGUCUUGCGACAGGCUCUGAAAUCUACGGUCCUGGUACCUUCGUGGUGAACGUCAACGGUAAUAUCAUUGGGCUUACACGUUACCCAACACGUUUUGUGGGCAACUUCCGGCGUCUCCGUCGUGCUGGGCGGUUCAGUGAGUUCGUGAGCAUAUACAUUAAUCACCACCACCGAACGGUGCACAUCGCCAGCGACGGUGGACGGAUCUGCCGACCAAUUGUUAUCGUGGAGAAUGGGAAGCCUCGUGUGACUUCAGAGCACAUAACGCAAUUGAAAAGUGGCCUGCUAACCUUUGAUGACUUCUUGCAUAGAGGUCUAGUGGAGUAUCUCGAUGUCAAUGAGGAAAACGAUUCCUACACUGCACUUUACGAGCAAGAUAUCGUUCCCACGACAACUCAUCUCGAGAUCGAACCCUUUACGAUCUUGGGAGCAGUUGCUGGGCUCAUCCCCUACCCUCAUCACAAUCAGUCUCCACGUAACACGUAUCAAUGUGCCAUGGGUAAACAGGCCAUCGGUGCGAUUGGGUACAAUCAACUCAAUCGGAUUGAUACUCUGCUCUAUCUAUCAGUCUAUCCCCAAAAACCGAUGGUCAAGACGAAGACCAUCGAGCUAAUAGGUUAUGACCGACUUCCUGCCGGACAGAAUGCUACCGUUGCUGUAAUGAGUUACUCCGGAUACGAUAUCGAGGAUGCUCUCAUUCUGAACAAGGCUAGUUUAGAUAGAGGGUAUGGCCGCUGUCAAGUCUUGCGGAAGAACGCCACACUCAUCCGCAAGUACCCCAACGGCACGUUUGACCGACUGGCAGAUGCACCGGCGGAUGAAAACGGUCUGGUUCAAAAGAAGUACGAUAUUAUCCAGCUGGAUGGUUUGGCAGGAGUGGGGGAACGUGUUGACCCAGGGGAUGUAUACAUCAACAAGCAGACUCCGACAAACGCGAACGACAAUUCCUUUACGGGUCAAGCAGCAAGCGUGCCGUACAAGAAUGCGCCCAUGACGUAUAAGUCGCCCGUGCCGGGAUACAUUGACAAGGUUAUGAUCACAGACACAGAGAAUGAUCAGACCCUCCUGAAGGUGCUCAUUCGCCAAACGCGGCGCCCGGAACUCGGAGAUAAGUUUUCGUCACGACACGGCCAGAAGGGUGUUUGUGGCCUGAUUGUGAACCAAGAGGACAUGCCAUUCGAUGAUCAGGGCAUCGUGCCAGACACGAUCAUGAAUCCGCAUGGUUUCCCUUCUCGCAUGACUGUCGGGAAGAUGAUCGAGCUAUUGGCCGGGAAGGCCGGAGUUCUUGCCGGAAAGCUGCAAUAUGGUACAGCGUUUGGAGGCUCCAAGGUGGAAGACAUGUCCCGGAUUCUCAUCGAGAACGGCUUCAGUUACGGAGGUAAAGACAUGCUUACGAGCGGCAUUACGGGUGAAUCAAUGGAGGCCUACGUGUACUUUGGACCUAUCUAUUAUCAGAAACUCAGUAAGUUCGGCUUGACAUUCAGCGGUAAAAUGGGAAGUUUUCUGAUUCAAACCCGCAAUAGAGCAUAUGGUCAUGGACAAGAUGCAUGCUCGUGCGAGGUCCCCGAGCGACAUUGACCCGACAACCAACGGAGGGUCGUUCGCGCGAGGGUGGUCUGCGUCUCGGAGAGAUGGAGCGGGAUUGUCUAAUUGGAUAUGGCGCCACACAACUACUGCUAGAACGGCUUAUGAUAUCCUCGGACAAGUUCGAAGUGAACGCUUGCCAGGAGUGUGGCCUCAUGGGCUACAACGGGUGGUGCACUUACUGCAAGAGCUCCAAGAAAAUGUCACAAUUGACAAUUCCUUAUGCUGCCAAGCUUUUAUUCCAAGAGGUUCGUCUGCCGUUUGUCCCCCUAAAUACUUUAUUUGACAGCGUGCUCUAGCUGAUGGCCAUGAACGUUAUUCCUCGGCUGGUGCUGGACGAUGCAUAAUUAUGACUGUACGCUAUGCACACGACCUAAAUUAUAUCAUCUACUCGCAUUAUGACCCAUGGUUCUCCAUCACAAAAUGUAUUGUAGCACUCGCAUUGGUAGUUAGAAUGUUUCCUGCACUGUAUUAUUCAAUGAAGUCCGUGUUGACAGAAUCCAAGUUCGUGAGCGC